CGCAUUAAGCGAGCUGGAAGGAGGGGUGUGGAGUUCGGGAUUCAUAAACCCGUAGAAUGCUGAAGAGAAGAAGAAAAAGACCGAAUUCUUCGACCGCGACAUCUUACUUGCCGUCUCGGCGUUCGGGGUUAGGGUUAGGGUUAGUGUUCGGGGUUUCCGGAACCACAAUCUCCUCGUCUUCUCUUCCGAGUUCGGAGUUUUCUUGAUUCUGGGAGUUAAUUUGAGUUUGGGAUGCUUCGUCGGGGGGGCGAGCUGGUAGGAUACUUUGAUUUGAGGGCGUUCCUUGAUGUGUGUUGAGUUUGAGGAUUUGGAGGGUUCGGCGACGGAAAACCCGGGAUUUUCGGAGGUUUUCUUUUUCUUUGUUUGGAAGGUUUCGGAGGCUAUCCAGGCAAGAAAAAAAAUCUAGGAUGUUUUGUUGCUUUUAUGGGACGGCGCUUUUGGUCUUCGAUUUGGAUGCCCGGGAGCGGUUUUAGUAAGCAGGGAUCCUCAUGGAUUACUGCUAUUCCUGUUCAAAGGGAUUUCUCUAGUAUUCCCAUCGGUAAUUAGUAGACUGUUUUGAAGGAAUAAAUCAGGAAUUUUUUGGAAGGAUUUUUUUUUACCUUUCUUCAAGGUUUUCUAGGGUUUUUCACCCUAUGGUUUAUGGGUUCCAGGAGUUAGCUACUGUACAAGGUGGCUGGAUCCCUUUUUCUCUGUCGUUUUCUUUCAAAAGGAACAGUACAUUCACGGGAACAGUGCUUCGAUGCCCGUCUACUCUCUCAUGGCCUUCCCCACUUCUUAACUCUUGGAAAAAGAGGAGCAUUCCUUCAAGCAGCAGCAAAAGCAAGGAUUUUGGUCGCAUCCGGAGUUUAUUUCUCCAAGGACUCGGAAUUGGAGGUUUGGAAGAGAUGGUUUCUGAUGCAGGCUCAAAAAAAGGAGGGUCUUUUUACGGAUCUUUGAUGGCUAUGUUGUGAACGCUCGAGAAAUUUGAUUACCAUAAAAAUGCUUAAAAAGCAAAAGGGACAGGAAGAAGAAAUAGUGUGGAAAAAGGGGUAAGAUUAUUGGGUUGUCUGGAGUUCUGGUUAAAAGAGUCUUUUCCUUCUUGAUUGUUUCAAUACAGUGAUAACAACAGUAGGUUCUGAUGGCUGUUAUUUACGUUAGCCUGGCGGGCUCAGUGUCGUCUUGAUGGGGAGCUUUAUUUUGUCACGCACUUCGACUUUCUUCUGCUUCUCUGUUUUUUGUUUUGUUGUUGCUUAUAAUAGGAGGCCUGUCCCUGUGAGUUGGUUAUGAAGGCAAAAGUCUAGAUUGGUGGGUUUACGUUCGAAUUGUGAGGGGAAGAGAUGAGUUCUAGCCUACUACAGAAGCGAGGGAAGAGUGUUAAGGGCCUUGAUGCUAGCGAGAAGAUUGUGGUAGCUGUCAAGGCUUUGAAGGAAAUCUCAAAGACCGCCCUGGAAUGGGCUUUAACCCAUGUCGUUCAACCUGGUGACUGUAUCACACUUCUGGUUGUGGUUCCACCACACAGUUCAGGUAGAAAACUGUGGGGGUUUCCAAGAUUUGCAGGGGACUGUGCCAGUGGUCAUAGGAAGUCACAUUUUGGAACUACAUUAGAGCAGAAGUCUGAUAUUACGGAUACAUGUACUCAGAUGAUGCUUCAGCUUCAUGAUGUUUAUGAUCCAAAUAAGAUAAAUAUCAAGGUAAAGGUCGUUUCUGGGUCACCUUGUGGUGUUGUGGCUGAUGAAUGCAAGCGAGCUCAAGCAAACUGGGUUGUAUUGGACAAACAACUGAAGCAUGAGGAGAAGUGCUGCAUGGAAGAGCUACAAUGUAACAUAGUGGUCAUGAAACGUUCUCAACCAAAAGUUCUUCGUUUGAAUCUCACAGGAUCUUCUGAGGCAGAGCCACAAGUGUCCCGUCCACUGCCUUCUGAGUUGGAUAAAUCAUCCAGAGAAACUACAAAGGAUACAAGGGAUCCUCGGAAUUCCAUUAGAGGGCCAACUGUGACACCAACUAGCAGCCCUGAAGUGGAGACACCAUUUACUGCUACUGAAGCUGGAACAUCUUCAGUGUCAAGCUCCGAUCCUGGAACUUCACCAUUUUGUGUUCCUGAAACUAAUGGUGGUCUUAAGCGGGAGGAACAGCUAACUGCAAAAGAAAUCCAGAAUUUAAAUGUAACCAGCUCUGACUCUGACAGUGGAAGUUUGUCUCCUUCAACAUCCUUAGAUUUUCAGCCCUGGAUGGCUGAGAUUCUCUGUUGCACAUCUUCAAAACAAGUUGAGGAAUUGUCACAACAACUUGAUAGUAAAGCCCGUAUCUCCAAAGCAAAAGCAUUGUUGGAAAAAUUCUCUAAUCUUGAUCAGGAAGAUGGAAUUGGUAAUUUGAACUCCAGAUCAAAAUUAAAGUUCAAUGGAAAUGUCAGAGAAGCAAUUUCACUAUCUAGAAGUGUACCUCUAGAGCCACCUCCUUUAUGUUCAAUAUGUCAGCACAAGGCACCUGUGUUUGGAAAGCCUCCUAGGUGGUUUAGUUAUUCUGAACUAGAACUUGCUACAGGUGGGUUCUCUCAAGCAAACUUCCUGGCUGAGGGUGGCUUUGGGUCUGUUCACAGAGGGGUCCUGCCAGAUGGUCAGGCAAUUGCUGUUAAACAGCACAAAUUAGCUAGUUCACAGGGCGAUCAGGAGUUCUGCUCAGAGGUGGAAGUCCUAAGCUGCGCACAGCAUCGUAAUGUAGUGAUGCUAAUUGGGUUUUGUGUUGAGGACAGGAGAAGGUUGCUUGUUUAUGAAUAUAUCUGCAAUGGGUCAUUGGAUUCCCAUCUUUAUGGCCGUAAUAGACAGACAUUGGAGUGGUCUGCUAGGCAAAAGAUUGCAGUGGGAGCAGCACGAGGGUUGAGAUACCUUCAUGAAGAGUGCAGAGUUGGUUGCAUUGUCCACCGGGACAUGAGACCUAAUAACAUUCUUAUUACCCAUGAUUUUGAACCACUGGUUGGAGAUUUUGGCCUAGCAAGAUGGCAGCCUGAUGGGGACCAAGGUGUGGAAACAAGAGUGAUCGGCACCUUUGGGUAUCUGGCACCUGAGUACGCACAAAGCGGCCAAAUUACAGAAAAAGCUGAUGUGUAUUCCUUUGGAGUGGUGCUGGUGGAACUUGUCACUGGACGAAAAGCUGUCGAUAUUAACCGGCCGAAGGGUCAGCAGUGCCUUACUGAAUGGGCUCGACCUUUGCUAGAAGAGUAUGCAAUUGAAGAGCUCAUAGAUCCACGUUUGGGGAACCGUUACUCGGAGCACGAAGUCUACUGCAUGUUGCAUGCAGCAUCGUUAUGCAUCAGGCGUGAUCCUCAUGCAAGGCCCCGUAUGUCGCAGGUAAGUCUGAAUUAUAUUCACAAAAUCAAGAUCUGCAAAAAGGGACAGUAGACGAUUUUUCUGAUCCUCAAAUGAUUUCUGGUUAUCAUGUUAAAAAA
This is a messenger RNA of Elaeis guineensis (African oil palm), 3421 nucleotides long. Lineage: Eukaryota; Viridiplantae; Streptophyta; Magnoliopsida; Arecales; Arecaceae. The record is from RefSeq and is a predicted model, not a curated record.